Molecule: messenger RNA, 483 nt
Organism: Fomitopsis serialis
Lineage: Eukaryota; Fungi; Basidiomycota; Agaricomycetes; Polyporales; Fomitopsidaceae
Exons: 4
Coding region: 1-483 (160 amino acids)
Source: RefSeq, a predicted model, not a curated record
AUGAAGCCGACCUUCCUGCUAGGCCACACACUCGAGUUGCUCACCCUCUGGAACGAUCAUUAUCGCAAUCACCCCGACCCAGACGUCUCGACGCUUUCUCGUGCCCAGGAAGAACGCCUGCGGAGAGUGACGUUGCGUGCGGACGAACAGCAGGAGAUGUACAGGUCCAUCAUCAAUACGUGUUUCGAAGUGGACAUCCACUGGUCACUCUGGCACGGUUCUUCGGAAACGUUCUGGUUGAAGAUGCAGACAUAUUUCCCGGGCCAGUUCUCCGACCAGUCCGACGACCCCGAUGCGCUUGCAGCUGAAGUGGAGAGACUGAGCCAGAUGCACACCUACAACUAUGAUCUAUCCGAAGAGGAGCGACACGACACUCGGGGCACGGGCCUUCGCUGCGCCAAGUUCGCGUACGAUGCAGCGAAGUACAUGGAAGAUCCAGCAGCAUACUGUGCUCAAGUCGGGGUCCCGUGCAUACUACCAUAG